Molecule: messenger RNA, 1313 nt
Organism: Pleuronectes platessa (European plaice)
Lineage: Eukaryota; Metazoa; Chordata; Actinopteri; Pleuronectiformes; Pleuronectidae
Product: calsenilin
Exons: 7
Coding region: 48-866 (272 amino acids)
Biological process (GO): negative regulation of transcription by RNA polymerase II; regulation of potassium ion transmembrane transport
Cellular component (GO): nucleus; voltage-gated potassium channel complex
Molecular function (GO): potassium channel regulator activity; DNA-binding transcription repressor activity, RNA polymerase II-specific; calcium ion binding
Source: RefSeq, a predicted model, not a curated record
ACAAGCAAAAAAGAUGAGAGAAGAUUGAGUCAUGAUGUUUCAGAGUCAUGAAGGAUGAACUGAAGGAAAGGAGUAAGACAAAUAUGCGGAGAAAGUCCAAUAAUGUAGCAGAAGAAGACGGAAAGACGGGGACCCUGGAAGACCAGAUUGAAGAAGAGGGGAAGAUGAGUGUGAGGUGGGAGACGGAGGGACUGCAGACAGUUGGGAUCGUCUGCCUUGUGAUCAUGUUCCUCAAACUCAUGCACCUGCUGGGCCUGAUCGACAUCACCGAGACCGACAGCAGCGACAGUGACUUGGAGCUGUCGACAGUGCGUCACCAGCCGGAGGGGCUGGACCAGCUGCAGGCUCAGACCAAGUUCACCAGGAAGGAACUUCAGUCUCUGUAUCGAGGCUUCAAGAAUGAGUGUCCCAGCGGGCUGGUUGAUGAGGAGACAUUCAAGACCAUCUAUUCUCAGUUCUUUCCCCAAGGAGACGCAACCACCUAUGCUCACUUCCUGUUCAACGCGUUUGACACCGACAGAAACGGUUCUAUCCGCUUCGAGGACUUUGUCAUCGGCCUCUCAGUGCUGCUCCGAGGUUCAAUCACUGAGAAGCUCAACUGGGCCUUUAACCUCUACGACAUUAAUAAGGACGGCUACGUCACCAAAGAGGAGAUGCUGGCGAUUAUGCAAUCAAUCUAUGACAUGAUGGGGAGAUACACCUACCCGUGUGUGCGAGAUGAAGCGCCGUCCGAACACGUGGACAAGUUCUUCCAGAAAAUGGACAAAAAUAGAGAUGGUGUCGUGACCAUUGAAGAGUUCAUUGAGACCUGUCAGAAGGAUGAGAACAUCAUGAACUCCAUGCAGCUCUUUGAGAAUGUGAUAUAAGGAAUCAAGAUGUUUUUGUUUUAUUUUUUUCUCCCUCCGCCCUCGUGCACCACCGACCCACAAACACAGCACACCCAUGCCCAUCAAAACUCCACACGAACGCAUGACAUCCUGGCGCACGGUGUAGGUGCUGUAAAGUGUUCUCUUUUUCUCAUCUUUUAGCUGUUUCUUCCACCGGCAUCUGGAUAAAAAAAGAACUGUUAGAGACUGAAGAAGAGCUUCCUGGGUCAAAUUCCCAUCCAUUCAGUGGGUUUUUUGAGCUUCUUGUGUUUUUAUCGUCAGACAAAAAAGGUCAACAACCAGCCAGGAGGAGAGAUACACACCAGGACACAAGCUUUAACACCUCCACACCUUGUCUUUCUCUCUGAAAGACACUCACACACACAUUGUUUCUCUGUCAUACACACUCACAUAGAUCAGCUUGAGUUUUCACACUAGAUGAAGUGA